AUGUCUACUCCAGCCCCCGCCCCUUCCCGCGAGGAGCGAGACACUAUAGCAACGAUAUCCCCGAACGAAGCAACCGAGCCAUUCCCUUCCCUCGACGACUCCCCAUCUCCAUCUCCAAAAUCUUAUAACAUCAACCCAGAGCCAGUCAGCAACGAAAACCGCACUCGAAGGGAGUCAACGACUUCGACGAUAACCGAGCGAUUGCGCAGCGCCUCCAAGAGUUUCCAAGAGUCGAACCCUCCGACUGGAAUGUGGCUGGCGACCGGUAACAUUGCAUCAUCAGUACCAUCACUCAGCGACAUUCGACGAGGCAGUUACGGCAGUGAAGGUUGGUCGGGCGAAGGACAAGUUCGAGAGAAGGAAAGACGAGAAAGCUUAACACGACGCGGAAGUUCUCAAUCAGAUCUACAACAAAAACGACGGACAAACUCAGGGUUCUCUAAUACCCCACGAAGCCCUGGUGGCUUGAUUGCAGAAAGUCUCCCUGAAGUCACGGAAACCGAGCAACAUAAUCUUCACGUUGUUCCAUCCGGUGUUCCAGUUGACAGUAUGGCGACGGUGACACUGAAGCCAGUCGGUAGCGAAGUGGCAUCUUCGAACGAAAAAAGGGUGGAGGAACGACAUAGCAGCGAUACGAAUUUGACUCCAAAUACCACAUCAUUUGGCAAAACGGAUCCAGCCUAUAGAACCGAGCCAUUCGAUAACGGAUACCAAUUUCCACCGAAACAUGAUUGGAAAGAAGCAUCAGUUAUAGGACUGAAAGCAGCCUGGAAGUUUACCAUCACACCUGUUGGAUUUCUCAUUGUUGUAUAUGGUCUCAAUGUUGUCGCGUGGGGUGGUAUGCUGUUUUUAUUGCUAUGCAACGCAUCCCCGGCCAUGUGUAAACCAACAUGUAACGAUAUUAACUCUCCCCGUCGAAUCUGGAUCGAAAUCGACUCUCAAAUCCUGAACGCGCUUUUCUGCGUGACUGGUUUUGGUACUAUUCCAUGGAGAUUCCGUGAUCUUUAUUAUCUUAUGCAAUACCGAAUUCAGAAGAAGGAAAUAGGUCUUCGAAGACUUGCCGGUAUCAACAGAGGUUGGCUCAGACUUCCUGGAUCUGAAGCGCUACCUGCAGAAUUUGGACCUGAAGAGGCGGAAAGCGGAGCUUACAACGUUCCAGAGAGCGCACUUGCUUUCCCAUCAAAGAAGCAAUCGAAUGCUCCACUGACUGGGAUUCGAGCACCGCCAACCAAGAUGUGGAAACUCGAUUUUGUUGUUUGGAGUAUGGUUUGGAACACGUUCCUCCAAGCAGUCCUCUCGGGCUUCAUGUGGGGAUUAAAUCGAUAUGAUAGACCCUCCUGGAGUACGGGCCUCUUCGUUGCAUUGGCAUGUAUGGUUGCCGCGGCUGGAGGCAUUAUGUCCUUUAUCGAAGGCAAACACGUCAAUGCCAUCGAAGGGGUUCCUAUUUCAGAUGCAGACAGGGAGAGGCUCGCUAGAGACCGCGAAGCCGGAAUCACUCACUAUAACAAUAUCAAGGACGCAAAGCCAAAGGAAAAGAAGGCAGAUGAAGAGAAGGGUCUCUUUAAGCGAAAGGCAAAAGCUGCCGAGAGUGUGCAGAUUGAGGAGAGUGCUAUUCGCGAAGGCACCACUCGGAUUUUGAAGUAG
This is a messenger RNA of Hymenoscyphus albidus, 1644 nucleotides long. Lineage: Eukaryota; Fungi; Ascomycota; Leotiomycetes; Helotiales; Helotiaceae. The record is from the annotation of a GenBank genome assembly.